AUGGCUGGGCGAGGCUCUGACACGAUGGAGCAUGAUGGAGGGGAAACUAUAUCAGAUGUCAGUUUUCCGUUGGGAGAGGGUGUGUCUGGCAGAGGAAGAAGUAGUAUCUCUAUGUCUGAUGAGGGAGAGGAGGCUUUCUAUGUGCCUGAGAGUAGACCGACCCUGGACCUGGGAGAUGGCCCAAGACCCAUGGACACUACUUACUGGUGAGACACUGACCAUACCACAGCACAUGUCACGUGCCCAGAAUUAAGCUUGAUCCUUUCCCCAUCCUCAAUCAUUCAUAGUUGGUGUGUGUGGGGGGGGGGUAUUCGGUUUGUUUGGCAGGCAUGAUGUGGAAAGGGCUCGAUCCCCAGUCCACAGCUACAAUUCCGUAUACAGUGAUACCCAAUUCUGUCAAUCUGAUGAACUGGAUGAAGAAACUGAGCUGUCUGCUACUAGGUACACAAAAACAUGUUGAUUUAUAGACACCCAUACACUUACAUUAACAUACAGUACAAUGAAAGCAUGUGCAAAAGCAUUCGGCCACACAAAAAAUACAUGCACUUGCAUUACACGUGUAUAUACAGUGAGGGAAAAAAGUAUUUGAUCCCCUGCUGAUUUUGUACGUUUGCCCACUGACAAAGAAAUGAUCAGUCUAUAAUUUUAAUGGUAGGUUUAUUUGAACAGUGAGAGACAGAAUAGUAACAAUAAAAUCCAGAAAAACACAUUGUUAUAAAUUGAUUUGCAUUUUAAUGAGGGAAAUAAGUAUUUGACCCCCUCUCAAUCAGAAAGAUUUCUGUCUCCCAGGUGUCUUUUAUACAGGUAUCGAGCUGAGAUUAGGAGCACACUCUUAAAGGGAGUGCUCCUAAUCUCAGCUUGUUACCUGUAUAAAAGACACCUGUCCACAGAAGCAAUCAAACAAUCAGAUUCCAAACUCUCCACCAUGGCCAAGACCAAAGAACUCUCCAAGGAUGUCAGUGACAAGAUUGUAGACCUACACAAGGCUGGAAUGGGCUACAAGACCAUUGCCAAGCAGCUUGGUGAGAAGGUGACAACAGUUGGUGCGAUUAUUCACAAAUGGAAGAAACACAAAAGACCUGUCAAUCUCCCUUGGCCUGGGGCUCCAUGCAAGAUCUCACCUCGUGGAGUUGCAAUGAUCAUGAGAACAGUGAGGAAUCAUCCCAGAACUACACGGGAGGAUCUUGUCAAUGAUCUCAAGGCAGCUGGGACCAUAGUCACCAAGAAAACAAUUGGUAACACACUACGCCGUGAAGGACUGAAAUCCUGCAGCGCCCGCAAGGUCCCCCUGCUCAAGAAAGCACAUAUACAGGGCCGUCUGAAGUUUGCCAAUGAACAUCUGAAUGAUUCAGAGGAGAACUGGGUGAAAGUGUUGUGGUCAGAUGAGACCAAAAUCGAGCUCUUUGGCAUCAACUCAACUCGCCGUGUUUAAAGGAGGAGGAAUGCUGCCUAUGACCCCAAGAACACCAUCCCACCGUCAAAUAUGGAGGUGGAAACAUUAUGCUUUGGGGGUGUUUUUCUGCUAAGGGGACAGGACAACUUCACCGCAUCAAAGGGACAAUGGACGGGGCCAUGUACCGUCAAAUCUUGGGUGAGAACCUCCUUCCCUCAGCCAGGGCAUUGAAAAUGGGUUGUGGAUGGGUAUUCCAGCAUGACAAUGACCCAAAACACACGGCCAAGGCAACAAAGGAGUGGCUCAAGAAGAAGCACAUUAAGGUCCUGGAGUGGCCUAGCCAGUCUCCAGACCAUAAUCCCAUAGAAAAUCUGUGGAGGGAGCUGAAGGUUCGAGUUGCCAAACGUCAGCCUCGAAACCUUAAUGACUUGGAGAAGAUCUGCAAAGAGGAGUGGAACAAAAUCCCUCCUGAGAUGUGUGCAAACCUGGUGGCCAACUACAAGAAACGUCUGACCUCUGUGAUUGCCAACAAGGGUUUUGCCACCAACUACUAAGUCAUGUUUUGCAGAGGGGUCAAAUACUUAUUUCCCUCAUUAAAAUGCAAAUCAAUUCAUAACAUUUUUGACAUGCGUUUUUCUGGAUUUUGUUGUUGUUAUUCGGUCUCUCGCUGUUCAAAUAAACCUACCAUUAAAAUUAUAGACUGAUCAUGUCUUUGUCAGUGGGCAAACGUACAAAAUCAGCAGGGGAUCAAAUACUUUUUUCCCUCACUGUAUAUAUAUUUUUUACAAAGUAUAAACACAAAACAGGAACACAAACCGUUGUAAAGGAUUACAGUACGUCAACAUAUUUGUUAUAUUAUGUUCACAACGGCUCCUUGAAGCAGCACUAUUUCACUACUGCUGAUUAUUUAUUUAUUUUCUAUGUGAUGUUCUAUUUACAGAGUCCAGCUGGAAAGAACAGAGUCUUACUCCAGCUGCUACUCCGUUGACAGUGAUGACUGUGAGAACAGAACCAGGAAGUAAGAAAAGUCCUCCAUGUUUGAUCAGGCACAGACAGGAUGCAAUCUAUGUUAAAGUGUGUUAUUAUGGUAUAAUUAUGCAUAUGUUUAUGUGAGUAUUUGUUCCUGGGUUCAGUGGGAGUAUAAUGUUGGUGUUUGUGCAUGUAUGUCCAUUUGUUUACAAAAUGGUAAUAUCUGUGGAUAGGCUCAUGCACCAGUAUGUGUAGAAAUAUUUAAUCUUCCACCACCUCUCCAGGUCUCAAAGCGCUGCACCUAAAGCAGAGAGUCCUGAAGUGGAACUUCCUCUAAGACCAGAGCUGAUCAAAAACCCAGGCGAGAAGAGGCACCCUGCCAUGACUGUAGACUUCACCUUCAAGGUGGGCUCACACUUCACUCUUGUCUAGGUGAUGUACUGUAUGUUCAGCAACAAAUGUCAACAUGUCCCCAAAGUUAAGUGUAGUGGAUGAGAAUUGCUUUUCUCUUAUUUUAAUUUUUUCUGUGGACACCAGGCCAUCAGGAAGACACUGGAGAGGCUGGGGCAGGAUGAUCUGAGGAAAUUUAAGAUCACGCUGUGGAAGCGUUACCCAGAGUCAUUCAGCGCUCCUCCCCAGGGCAUGGACAUGGUGGACCUGGUGGACAGACUGCUGGAGUGUUAUGACCUAGAGGUGGCCCUGCAGCUCACCAAGGCCCUGCUGAAGGACAUGGACCUCAAGCGCCUGGCUGACUACCUCACGGACCUCUGCAAGAAAAGUAUGCACGUUGUCUUUAUUUCAUUCGAUUCAUGUAAUAUAAUGAUAAAAUAACAAAAAAAGUAUACUUUGAGUUAUGAUAGGGUAACAGUUGAGCUAUGCUCAUGAGGCAUUUAUACGUUAUACAGUACUUCAAGAACCAAUGGGCUAUACACUAAAAUUGUUAAUUUAAAUGGCCAUUGAACAGGAAAUACAGUGCAUUCAGAAAGUAUUCAGACCCCUUGACUUUUUCCACAUUUUGUUACAUUACAGACUUAUUCUAAAAUGGAUUAAAUAAAUACAAAUCCUCAUCAAUCUACACACAAUAACCCAUAAUGACAAAGCAAAAACAGGUUUAGACAUUUUUGCAAAGGUAUAAAAAAAAAAAACUGAAAUACCUUAUUUACAUAAGUAUUCAGACCCUUUGCUGUGAGACUCGAAAUUGAGCUCAGGUUCAUCCUGUUUCCAUUGAUCAUCCUUGAGAUGUUUCUACAACUUGAUUGGAGUCCACCUGUGGUAAAUUCAAUUGAUUGGACAUGAUUUGGAAAGGUACACACGUCUAUAUAAGCUCCCACAGUUGCCAGUGCAUGUCAGAGCAAAAACCAAGCCAAGAGGUUGAAGGAAUUGACCGUAGAGAUCCGAGACAGGAUUGUGUCGAGGCAAAGAUCUGGGAAAGGGUACCAAAACAUUUCUGCAGCAUUGAAGGUCCCCAAGAACACAGUGGCCUCCAUCAUUCUUAAAUGGAAGAAGUUUGGAACCACCAAACUUUCUAGAGCUGGCCGCCCGGCCAAACUGAGCAAUCGGGGGAGAAGGGCCUUGGUCAGGGAGGUGACCAAGAACCCGAUGGUCACUCUGACAGAGCUCCUCUGUGGAGAUGGGAGAACCUUCCAGAAGGACAACCAUCUCUGCAGCACUCCACCAAUCAGGCCUUUAUGGUAGAGUGACCAGACGGAAGCCACUCCUUGGUAAAAGGCACAUGACAGCAAAAAUGUAUAACCUAUUUUUGCCUUGGUAUUGUGUGUAGAUUGAGAGGGAAAACGAUUUAAUCAAUUUCAGAAGGCUGUAAUGUAACAAAAUGUGGAAAAAGUCAAGGGGCCUGAAUACUUUCCAAAUGCAUUGUAUACUAGACUGUACCUUUUUAAUGUCUGUGUUUUCUCUGUGCAGAUGAGGUGCGUUAUGAGCUGAGACACACUCUGCUGAGGAAGUAUAGCAGUAUGUAUGAGGGCUUUGCCCAGCAGGGAGAGCAUAAGGCCUUUGACAGUGUCUUUAAUGAGCUCUAUAUAACAGACAGAGGCAACGCUGGGCCCAAUAUCCAGCACGAGGUCAGAAAGAUCGACAAGCUGUCCACCAAUCGCAAGAAAGAGGAGCUGA
Coregonus sp. 'balchen' is the source of this 4489-nucleotide messenger RNA. NCBI's taxonomy places the organism in Eukaryota, Metazoa, Chordata, Actinopteri, Salmoniformes, Salmonidae. The record is from the annotation of a GenBank genome assembly.